AUGAAUGUAAAUUGUGUUGUUAUUUAAGUAUAUCAACUAGCUGAUGAGAGUUAAUCUGAGAAUGAAGAUGGACAAAGCAAAGGAGGUGAUAAAAAGUAAAAAUCGAAGAAGCAAAUGCUGAAAUCUUCUUUCGCCUCAGCCUUUUAAUCAAUUAUUUCUAAGAAGUUAGAUGAGUCAACUGUUUAAGCAGUCAAAGAUGGCCCAAUUCUUGCCAAAUAUAAGAAACCUGCUAAGGAAGUGAGCGAGGAAAAGUAAAGAGAAAAUGAAAUGAAGUAAAAAAGAUAAGAGAAGGAAAGAAUUAGAAUUAUGGGAAGAACGAUUCCUACUGCCGAGGAUGAGGAAAGAGAAAGAGAAUUACAAAUUAUAGCUACUAAAGGAGGCAAGUAAAGAGCUAUUAAAAUCAUCUAAUCAGUUGGUAAUGAUAAAAUCAAUGCAGGCCAUUCUUCAUCUAACUAGAGAAUUAUAUCUUAACUUCAGUCAAAGUAAUCCAGAUGGAAGGUGCUUGAGGAUGAUUCAGAGGAUGAAGAUGGAAACGUCAAGGUGGUUGAUGAUUUUGAUUCUAAUAAUGAAGAAGAAGAGGAGUAAGAUUGA
Stylonychia lemnae is the source of this 591-nucleotide messenger RNA. Lineage: Eukaryota; Ciliophora; Spirotrichea; Sporadotrichida; Oxytrichidae. The record is from the annotation of a GenBank genome assembly.